Molecule: messenger RNA, 882 nt
Organism: Fomitiporia mediterranea MF3/22
Lineage: Eukaryota; Fungi; Basidiomycota; Agaricomycetes; Hymenochaetales; Hymenochaetaceae
Exons: 9
Coding region: 1-882 (293 amino acids)
Source: RefSeq, a predicted model, not a curated record
AUGGCUGCGACGGCGAAAAACUUUGGCGAUGCGGUCGGAAAACCUCGCUUGCCCUCAUCCUCAAUGGGAAAGGCAGAAUUCCGGUCUACUAUUCAUCUCGUACUCGAGCCUGCGCAUUCGACUCUAUCUGUCUAUGGUGGAUGCGCUCUCUCGUUCGAUAGCCGACGCUGGCUCAACGCCAAAUCUGCGGAUGAACAUCAGCGAACUGUAACGAAUAGGUGCACAGGUACUCGUCUCAUGUUAUCUGCGCCAACUUCAGGUGAUGCCGAAUCCGAAUCGUCGGGUCCUAGAUGCAAAUCAAAUCCCUCAGUCCGGGUGCAAGCGUUCUUCUGGAGAGACAUUUCCAGAAAGGGCAUCCACCCUGGGCCUCCUUUCUCGAGCAGCCUCAAAAACGCUCGAACGCCUCGAUCUAUUGUCGCUAUCGACAUCGCUCGCGUCGUCGACCUCGGUAGAGAGACGAUCUUGACCCGGCGCUGGAAAUGGCGCCGACGAGAGACUCCACUGAGGCGGUCGGAAAGCCUCGGCACAGACUUUCUUACGAGUGGAGUGGCUAGUUCGCCCUGGUUCUCAAACCUGUGCUCUGGCUUCCCAUACCAGGGAAGGACAUCGAAGAGAAGCAGGAACUCUGAGGAUGACAUUGACUCCGCGCUGGUGAUCACAACGACGAACGACUCCACCGAGGCGGCCGUGGCUAGUUCACCCUCAUCCUCAAACCCAUACUCUGGCUCACCAAACCGAGGGAGUGCGUCGAUGGUAUUGCAUUUAAGCGGGGAGGAUGGAAUCCCGGUCUCCUGUUCACCUCUCCUGACGCCAGCUCAACUCAACUCUAAAUCUGUAGAGAAACGUGACGCUGAACCCGGGUCUUCUCGUUCUAGGCGCUAG